Messenger RNA from Prunus armeniaca (apricot), 897 nucleotides. NCBI's taxonomy places the organism in Eukaryota, Viridiplantae, Streptophyta, Magnoliopsida, Rosales, Rosaceae. The record is from the annotation of a GenBank genome assembly.
AUGAAGUUCUCAAAGAGCCUCGGCAUCCUGAUCGAGGAGGCCUUACCAGAAUGGCGGGACAAGUUUUUAUCGUACAAGGACUUGAAGAAGCAGCUGAAGCUGAUCUAUCCCAAAGACGGAGACAAGCCUCCCAAUAAACGGCCCAGAUUGGCCGACGCCGACGACGAGGACGACCGUACGGACGGUGGAGAUAUCGCCGUCGAGGGCGGCGAAGGUGCUGAGGUUUCCAAGGAGGUCACCGAUUUUGUGAGGUUGUUAGAGAACGAAAUGGAAAAGUUCAAUGUUUUUUUUGAGGAGAAAGAGGAAGAGUAUGUUAUUAGAUGGAAGGAGCUGCAAGACAGGGUAGCAGAAGUGAAGGAUUCGGCUGAGGAGUUGAUGAAAGUAGGGAGAGAAAUAGUGGAUUUUCAUGGAGAGAUGGUUUUGUUAGAGAAUUACAGUGCCCUCAACUAUACAGGACUUUUGAAGAUACUAAAGAAGCAUGACAAGCGAACUGGUGCUCUAAUUCGCUUUCCCUUUGUCCAAAGGGUCAUGCAACAGCCAUUCUUCACAACUGAUGUACUGAACAAGCUUGUGAAGGAGUGUGAGGCGAUGCUUGAUCAUGUUUUCUCGAAGAAUGGCCCAUCAGUCCCAUCUGAAGCAACCAAAGUGGAAGAACGGUGUGAGUCUACGACUGUGACUGAAAAUAGAGAUAGGUUAUUUAGAGCUCCUACAGAACUUGCAGAAAUAAAGCAUAUGGAGAGCGUGUAUGUGAGACAAACUAUAUCGGCAUUGCGUGUCUUGAAAGAAGUUCGGAGUGGAAGUUCAACCGUCAGUGCCUUCUCAUUGCCCCCUUUGCAAACCAAUGUGGUAGAGGAGGAUUUGAAGAAUAUACCUGUUUUAGAACAAGCGGCCAAAUAA